This is a messenger RNA of Fimicolochytrium jonesii, 2999 nucleotides long. RefSeq lists its product as uncharacterized. The transcript has 4 exons. Lineage: Eukaryota; Fungi; Chytridiomycota; Chytridiomycetes; Spizellomycetales; Powellomycetaceae. The record is from RefSeq and is a predicted model, not a curated record. Gene Ontology annotation, molecular function: protein binding; phosphorelay sensor kinase activity; histidine phosphotransfer kinase activity. Gene Ontology annotation, biological process: phosphorelay signal transduction system; protein autophosphorylation. The coding region runs from base 294 to 2795 and encodes 833 amino acids.
CGAUUCAUGGGACGGCACCAAUUAACAGCGGUUUUUGGCGCCACGAAAGUGUAACGACAGCUGUAUGUGACCAUUGACGAGGCAGUGCUCAUCACCUUCAUAUUCGGUGCCAUCGCUUGCUCCCGCUGCUGGAUGUGCACGCACCGAGAUUUCUGACCUCAACUAAACUGAUGCAGCGCCUUGGAUAGGCGGCGAGCAUUCUGCACGUAGGAUCUCGCAACGGACACGUAGGAUCUCCGAACGGACACUAGAAUCUCGCAACGAACGAAACUUUGUUUACAUCGAGGCCGAACAUGUCGCACGAUGGGUGCCAGCCGAUGUCGACGUCAGACAUUUGGUGUGACUACAUCAUUGCGGUGGCUUAUUUUGCUCUGCCCUUGCAGCUCUUUCACCUCUGUCAGGCGUUGCGGAAUGUCACCAAUACUAGCCACAAGCUGCUCCUCGCGCUCUUCGUGCUGUUCAUCCUCCUUUGCGGGGUGUCACAUGCGCUGUCGGCGCUCCGGCUUUCGAAGUCGCUGAUUCUACUCCUUACGUCUGUCGUGUCCGUCGCGGCCGCCAUCGCGACACACGCCCUCGGGCCACACCUAAUCAAGCUCGUCUCGACGGCUCAUUUCGAGUUAUCGAUGUUGAAAGGCCUCAGAGAAAUCUCUCUGAAGUGUUGCGAAUUGGCGACCCCGGAAGAGCUGCUCGCGAACUUGCGUCACACUAUGAAUGUUACCUAUCCGAUGUACGAUUUUCGAUUCGUCUGUGCCGAUGCGUGUCCCGAUGCGCACCAUAUAUUGGAUGAUCUGUAUCUUGAAAUCGCGCCCCUCAUCGGCUCUGAUCCUAUCUACAACACGGUGUCAUCAUUAUGGGUCGAGUGCCUGGUCAACCAGAUUCGGGUUGCCUAUCAUUUUGCCUUCGUGUUGGACUUCUCGCCCGAUAUCAUAUUGAAAGUCGAUACGUGGGGAAAGGUCUGUUAUCGAAAUAAGCGAUGGCGAGAGUUCAACAGCAGCGGUGUAGAGCUGAGAGACUCAUUGCCACUCGUACAUCCCGACGAUCGGGACGCAGUCAUGGAAACAUGGGGCGAAUGUAUAAAGAAACGGACGAAUUACUUCUAUGAGUACAGAAUGCUGCACGACGAUGGGACGUAUCAUUGGAUACAAUCCAAUUGCCAAAUCUGCCGAAGUCCGGUGACGCACCUGACCCACUGGUACGGUGUUAUAAGGGACAUCAACCAAAGCAAGAUCCUGACGGAAGAAGUGAUGAAACAAAAGGCGUUUCUGCAAACCGUCCUAAAUGCUGUACCGAUCGCACUAGUUGUGGCGAAAUAUCCUGAAGGUCGAAAAGUAAUCACAAAUCCGACUGCCGUCGAGUUUGCCAACGAGAAGGACGCAUCCGACAACAACGAGAACUGCAAAGGGUUCCGAGCGGGCAUCCCAAUUGCCCCUGGAGAUUGGCCUCUUGACCAAACUGUGCGGACGGGAAUACCAGUUGAGCCGGAGCGCAUCGAUAUGCGCCAUGGAGACGGGACAGUGAGACACUGGAACGUUUCGACCCUGAUGAUAUACGAGAAAGGCCAUCCCACCCACGUUGUCGGUCUUGCUCAUGACCAGACACUUCUAUACGAGAUGCAGGAAAAGUUGGACCGAUUCGCCCAGGCAUCAAUGGCCGCCGUGGAAUUCAAGAGUCGAAUGAUGGCAAACAUCUCACAUGAACUGCGAACCCCGAUGAAUGCAAUUAUGGGGCUAAUCACGAUGGUGCAGGAUGAUACGACUUUACCCUCAUCGACGUCCGUGACAAUCAAAGAGACGCUGAAAUCCUGCAAAUCGCUUUCGAACCUGAUUGAGAACCUUCUAGGUGUCUCUGCUGGCCCCGAACCCAUGGUUCAAACCGGUGAAGAAUUCAAAAUCUUGCCCGUCAUACACGACGUGCUCCGGGUUUACGCAAAUCAAAUCAAAGAACGUUCCAUCCAAGUGGUCGUGCCUCUGACGGACGAAGUGCAGGAGUCAGUGUACCAUGGCCGCCGAGAUGGAAUUGAGAAGGCGCUCUCUCUCCUCGUCGAUAAUGCGGUGAAAUUCAACUCGGAAGGCGGAACAGUCAUCAUAAACGCAGAGCACGAUGGAAAAAGACUUCGGUUGACCGUUUCUGAUACGGGAAUCGGCAUCAGCCCCGAGAAUCAACAAAAAAUGUACGAAAUAUUCUGGCAGGCGGACAAUGCCUGGAACAGACAGUAUACGGGCGCCGGCAUAGGGUUGUCCAUUUGCAAGCAGCUUGUUGAGAGCAUGCGAGGCACGCUAUCUUGCGAAAGCGUAAUAGGGCAGGGGACGCUUUUCCGCCUUCUAAUACCGCUGCAUCGUAUGCCACCCGCCGCAAGCGAACCCGAAAGCUUGCACAUUCUCGUCGCGGAGGAUAACAAGAUCAAUCAGAUUAUUACGAAGAAGCUUCUCAUCAAGCUCGGGCAUACGGUUGAUGUUGUGGAAAACGGAAAACUUGCGGUUGAGGCCUACAACCCGGACACUUAUGACUUGGUUCUGAUGGAUUUGCAUAUGCCCGUCUGUGACGGUUUUUGUGCUACAAAGCGAAUACGACAAAAUGAGAAGCGCAAUGAUUGGCGGCACGUUCCAAUCAUUGCAUUCACAGCGGGAGCGAAUUUCACUCAGGCCGAGUUCAUGGCCUCAGGACUGGACGAUAUCAUCACGAAACCCAACACGAAUCAGGACAUGGGAAAGAUUAUUCUGAAAUGGUGGACAAAAUGCAAGAAUGGGUUGUCAACUUCUAAUACAGACUUGAGCUCAAUAGGGUUGCUCCCAUAGUUAGAGUCCAGACCUUCCUUCGUUCCUUCAAGUAUAUACUACGGAAAUUUGCCAUAAAGGCGUACACAUAGCAUGUUUUUUCCAUGCUAUUUCUCAUCGUGUUUCCUUGAAGCAUGUCUGAGGCACAUUUUCAGUCAGAAAUGAAUCUGAGAACUUUCAUGGGGUGAGUGGUGCCCGCGGAACAUCUAGCAUGGUAAGUGAGCA